AUGACUGAUGCCAAACCUGUUACAACACCCAUGAGUCCUUCAUGUGAUCUCUCUACUGACUCUGAUGCUUCCACUUCCAACGUUUCCGAGUAUUGCCAGAUUGUUGGGUCCUUACAGUAUUUGUCAUUGACACGUCCCAAUGUUUCCUUCAGUGUUAACAAGCUCUCUCAAUAUAUGGUUGUUCCAACUAAAACUCAUAUGCAAGUUGCCGAAAGAAUUCUUCAGCACCUCAAAGGCAUUAUUGACCAUGGUGAUAUUGUUGAUCGUCGUUCCAUGGCUGCCUACAUCAUUUAUUACGGCUCCAAUGCCAUCUCCUGGUCAUGUAAGAAGCAACCUUCAGUUGCCAAAUCCUCCAUUAAGGCCGAAUAUCACACCAUUGGUAUUACAUAG
Vigna radiata var. radiata (mung bean) is the source of this 390-nucleotide messenger RNA. RefSeq lists its product as uncharacterized. Lineage: Eukaryota; Viridiplantae; Streptophyta; Magnoliopsida; Fabales; Fabaceae. The coding region runs from base 1 to 390 and encodes 129 amino acids. The transcript has 2 exons. The record is from RefSeq and is a predicted model, not a curated record.